CUGGUGACGCAAAUAAUCAGUAUUAAUUUAAGUGCACGAACAUCAUCUAUUGGAAAAUUGCUAACGGAAGUCGUAAUUAGACACCAGCUCUUUAUUGGAAAGUCCAUAGCCUACUUUUCCAAUUCCUCAACAUGAUUGACAAGCACAAUUUGUUAAUUAUAUGUUGAAUAGUAAAUUGGUAUGUAAUUCCUUUUUUCUGAAUUAAGUUUGGUUGGGUAUUGGCAGAAAUGACUGGACACGCAGUCGUUGUUUGGGAAUAUGAGAUUAGAACAGGAUACUGGAAGCCAUAUAGUCCUGCAGUUACACAACAUUUGGAGAGAGCUAAUGGUAAACAACUGACCAGAGUUAUUUUGUCAGAUGCUGACCCAAAUUUGCAGAAUUUCUAUGUUAAUUUGAGGACAUUAACUCAAGAGUUGGAAGAUUCAGAUUCUGUAAUUAAAGUCAGGAGAAAAUGCUACCCACCUUCGUCUCCAGCUGGUAAAGGGGCCAAGUGGGAAUGUGCAAGCGUGGAGAAUUCUUCCGAAUGGCACCCCUUCGAUAUGGAUAUCCAAUGCUUGAUAGAAGAAGCUUGGUCGAGAGGUGACCAAAUAAUAGAUAUGACGAAAACUCAUUUAGGUUUCCCAUAUAUAAUUAAUUUCAAUAAUUUAACACAAAAAUGGUUAACCAAUGGUUAUAUAAGGAGUGUGAGAAGAAUGAAACAGGCUCCGUAUCCUCUAGUUAAAGUGAGGUUAGAAGAGCUUGUACCGGUGAUAGGUAGAAGAAGCUCUGAUCUCAGGAAUUCUGCGAGAUGCGGAAACGCUCAGAGUCAGGGUAAAGUCAUUGGAAGUACUGCCGCUUUGAAUGCUUCUGAGGGAAGUAAGAAAAAUGGUAAAAAGAAGAACGGUGGGAAGAGUAAAAAUGGUGAAACCACUCCUGCGAAUUUGGCAAGAGCGAUCUUGCAUAACCUCAAUAUAUUUAGCAAUAAAUCUUCACCAGCCACGGCCCCCCAAGUAGUAGAUAGUAAAACAUACAAGGAGUGUCUGUUGGAUGCCGAUAGUAGCAGUACAAAGUCUGGGAGAAGGCCGAGUUUAGACACGGUAUCGACGUAUUUGAGUCAGGAGAGUAGAGAAAGUCAGAUUACCAGUUCUACUGCGGAAUUGAUCCAUUGCAGUGCCAGUAGCGAGGAUGGAAGUGAACACCACGAAGUGUCUGCUAUUGUCGGUUUGGAUCCGGCCAGUUCCAUCAUCUCCCGUUUCGUCAGGGUGUCUUCUCCGAGCGAAUGGACCCCUAGACAACCUUGCCCCCUCUGCAGGCAGCCGCUCAAACCGUCGAUAGUCGUCAUAGCGUUGCCCUGCAACCACGUCUUGCAUCUGGAUUGUUUGAACUACUCCCUGACCGAACUACAGGAGUCGGGCAACCAGUUGCACAUCCAUUGCGCGGUGUGCGGGUGCGUUUACGGCGAGAAGCACGGCAAUCAACCCCCCGGUACCAUGGAAUGGGGCGUCAUCGAUAAGAAACUGCCUGGGCAUCCUAACUGUAACACCAUACAGAUUGUGUACAACAUACAAUCGGGCAUCCAAGGACCGGACCAUCCGAACCCUGGAAGGGAGUAUUACGCGGUCGGUUUUCCCCGGAUAGCCUAUCUACCCGAUAAUCCGAAGGGUCGGAAAAUACUGCGCUUGCUGAGGAUAGCGUGGCAGAGAAAGCUCAUCUUCACGAUAACCAGAUCUCAUACCACCGGGUGCGAGGACGUGGUCUCCUGGAACAUUCCACACAAGACUGAAAUUGGAGCCAGAGGCGGCCCCCACAGCUAUCCGGAUUCCGGGUACUUGAAUAGGGUGCUGUUGGAGUUGAAGGCUCUGGGCAUCGUCGAGGAAGAGGGUAAGAAAGCGAAAAGAUGAUUGUUGGGGGUAUUCAUGAAGAAGAUCAAGAGGAUAAGGAUGUUUUUUUGAUUGCGAAUCGUCAAGACUGAAUGUUUGAUUGGAGGACUCGAUCGUUGUUCCUUUCUUGAUUCAAUACGGAGUUUAUCCGUUUAAAAUGGUGAUUUUCGGUUUGCCAACAGUGCUGUCGACCAGAGGACGUUGUGGUUUCUUCUGAACAUGCACAAAUACGCAUUUACCUGACUUACUUGACAUUUGGCGUUUCAGACUUCUAUUAUGUCAGAAAAUAUUUCUCUGUGAUAUAACCUCAAUUAAGUCGAUGGUCAAAGCUCUUUUUUUCCUCACGAUGAAUAAUUGUCUGACAUCUAGAUGCACCAUUUACGAAAAGCAUGAAAACAAAUUGAAAAUCACUAUAUAUUUAUAAAAAUAUGACAUAUACGAGUAUAUCCUUGAUACCUCCCUAUUUACAUUCCUCAUAUUGAAAAUAUGGUUAAAAUUUUCUAUAAAAGCAAUAAUGUUGAAAGUAAGCUUUAUUACAAACAUAUGUGCCAAUAUAAAAUAUAUAUUUUGUAUAUAUAAUAAUUAUCGACAGCUUUAAAACAAGUAUAUAUACAUUUAAUAUUUUAUUGGAAUUUUAAACGAAAGUAUUCGAAUUCUU
Molecule: messenger RNA, 2517 nt
Organism: Coccinella septempunctata (seven-spotted ladybird)
Lineage: Eukaryota; Metazoa; Arthropoda; Insecta; Coleoptera; Coccinellidae
Gene: dx
Product: protein deltex
Exons: 7
Coding region: 228-1880 (550 amino acids)
Biological process (GO): Notch signaling pathway; protein ubiquitination
Cellular component (GO): nucleoplasm
Molecular function (GO): ubiquitin protein ligase activity; zinc ion binding
Source: RefSeq, a predicted model, not a curated record